Lolium rigidum is the source of this 1565-nucleotide messenger RNA. RefSeq names its product hydroxymethylglutaryl-CoA synthase-like. The transcript has 13 exons. Gene Ontology annotation, biological process: acetyl-CoA metabolic process. The coding region runs from base 106 to 1497 and encodes 463 amino acids. Gene Ontology annotation, molecular function: hydroxymethylglutaryl-CoA synthase activity. NCBI's taxonomy places the organism in Eukaryota, Viridiplantae, Streptophyta, Magnoliopsida, Poales, Poaceae. The record is from RefSeq and is a predicted model, not a curated record.
CACCUCGCCUCGCCUCGCCUCGCCUGCUACCAUCCCGCAUCUCCCUCGGCGAUCCGCGUUCUUCUUCGUCUUCUCUCACUGCUGAAGUUCGGAAACUAGGGAGAGAUGGAGGCGGAGAGGGUCAAGGACGUGGGCAUCCUCGCCAUGGACAUCUACUUCCCGCCCAACUGCGUGCGCCAGGAAGAACUGGAAACUCAUGAUGGCGUGAGCAAAGGCAAGUACACUAUUGGGCUUGGGCAGGAUAGCAUGGCCUUUUGCACUGAAGUGGAGGAUGUCAUUUCAAUGAGCUUGACAGUGGUGAAGUCCCUCCUGGAAAAUUAUAAGAUCGAUCCAAAGUGCAUUGGACGUUUGGAAGUCGGCAGUGAAACUGUUAUAGACAAGAGCAAGUCUAUAAAGACAUGGCUGAUGCAAAUUUUCGAGGAAUGUGGUAAUACUGAUAUUGAAGGAGUUGACUCCUCAAAUGCGUGCUAUGGUGGAACAGCUGCUUUGUUUAACUGUGUUAAUUGGGUCGAGAGCAACUCAUGGGAUGGGCGUUAUGGACUCGUUGUUUGCACAGACAGCGCGGUUUAUGCUGAAGGGCCAGCUCGUCCUACUGGCGGUGCAGCUGCUAUUGCAAUGUUGAUUGGACCAAAUGCUCCUAUUUCAUUUGAAAGCAAAUAUAGAGGAUCUCAUAUGGCACAUGUUUAUGACUUCUACAAGCCUGAUCUUGCGAGUGAAUAUCCGGUGGUCGAUGGGAAGCUAUCACAGACAUGCUAUCUCGUGGCACUGGAUUCUUGCUACAAAACCUUCUGCAAAAGAUAUGAGAAAAUUGAGGGGAAGCAAUUUUCAAUUGUAGAUGCAGAUUCUUUUGUAUUCCAUUCUCCAUACAACAAGCUUGUACAGAAAAGUUUUGCUCGUUUAUACUACAAUGACUUCUUGAGAAAUUGCAGCAUUGUUGACAAAGACUCAAGAGAAAAGUUGGAACCCUUUUCGAGCCUAUCAUCUGAGGAAAGCUAUCAGAGUCGGGACCUUGAGAAGGUUUGCCAGCAAGUUGCAAAGAACCUGUAUGGUACCAAGGUUCAACCAACAACAUUGAUCCCAAAAGAACUCGGGAAUAUGUACACAGCAUCACUCUAUGCUGCUUUUGCAUCAGUUCUCCAUAACAAACAUGAUUCUCUGGCGGGCCAGAGGAUUGUCAUGUUUUCUUACGGCAGCGGCAUGACGUCGACAAUGUUCUCCCUCAAAAUUAAUGAAGGCCAGCAUCCAUUCAGCCUAUCGAACAUUGCAAGCAUAAUGGAUAUUUCCAACAAAUUGCAGUCUAGGCAUAUCGUCCCACCGGAGCAGUUUGUUGAGGCGCUGAAGCUGGGUGAGCACCGCUACGGUGCGAAGGAUUUCGUCACCAGCCAGGACACAUCCUUGCUCGCCACAGGGACCUACUAUCUCACCCAUGUCGACUCCAUGUACCGAAGGUUCUACGCCGUGAAGGGUGCCGCUGCACCGAUAUCCAACGGCCACUGAUCAACCGUGCCUGGCUGCAAUAAGCGUGCAAACCGCGAAUGCUUUUAGGUUAUCUGGCAGGGAAGGGG